AUGAGCUCUUACUUUGUAAACUCGUUCUCAGGGCGCUAUCCAAAUGGCCCCGACUAUCAGUUGCUAAAUUAUGGGACCAGCAGUUCUAUGAACGGUUCGUACAGAGAUUCAAGCACCAUGCAUUCCAGCUCUUAUGGCUACAACUACAAUGGGAUGGACCUUAGCAUCAACCGCUCAACCUCCUCUAGCCACUUUGGGGCUGUGGGAGAAAGCUCCCGCAGCUUCCCUUCGCCCGCUCAGGAGAGCAGGUUUAGGCAAGCGUCUAGCUGCUCCUUGUCCUCUCCCGAGUCCCUUCCCUGCUCCAACAGCGACAACCAUGGAGGCAAACCCGCCCCGUCCCCCUCCGACCAGGCUACUUCUGCCAGCACCAACACAAAUUUCACAGAAAUAGACGAGACCAGCGCGUCUUCGGGAACCGAAGAGGGCACCCAAAUAAACAGCAGCAAUAUUCCCCGGGCACAGGCAGAGCCCGUCGCUACAUCCACAGCAGCAACAGAAGGGCAGACACCACAGAUAUUCCCUUGGAUGAGGAAGCUUCACAUUAGCCAUGACAUGACUGGACCAGACGGUAAAAGGGCAAGAACCGCCUAUACUCGCUACCAGACCCUAGAAUUGGAAAAGGAAUUUCACUUCAAUAGAUAUCUCACCCGCAGGAGGAGAAUAGAAAUCGCCCAUGCUCUGUGCCUCUCCGAAAGGCAAAUUAAAAUCUGGUUCCAAAACAGAAGAAUGAAGUGGAAGAAAGAUAAUAAACUGAAAAGCAUGAGUGUAGCCUCCGCGGGCAGCGCCUUCCAGCCAUAA
Molecule: messenger RNA, 798 nt
Organism: Emys orbicularis (European pond turtle)
Lineage: Eukaryota; Metazoa; Chordata; Testudines; Emydidae
Gene: HOXB5
Product: homeobox B5
Exons: 2
Coding region: 1-798 (265 amino acids)
Biological process (GO): anterior/posterior pattern specification; regulation of transcription by RNA polymerase II
Cellular component (GO): nucleus
Molecular function (GO): RNA polymerase II cis-regulatory region sequence-specific DNA binding; DNA-binding transcription factor activity, RNA polymerase II-specific
Source: RefSeq, a predicted model, not a curated record